This is a messenger RNA of Phalaenopsis equestris, 1589 nucleotides long. RefSeq names its product probable polygalacturonase At1g80170. Bases 204 to 1589 code for a protein of 461 amino acids. The transcript is spliced from 9 exons. The record is from RefSeq and is a predicted model, not a curated record. NCBI's taxonomy places the organism in Eukaryota, Viridiplantae, Streptophyta, Magnoliopsida, Asparagales, Orchidaceae. Gene Ontology annotation, molecular function: polygalacturonase activity. Gene Ontology annotation, biological process: carbohydrate metabolic process.
AAGAAGGAGAAUCGGCCAACAACCAGGCUCACACUUUCCGCUUGCCUCCCCACUGUCGAAUCAGACCGAGACGAACUAAUACAUGGCAGACACGCGGCCCUCGUUUCGGGUCUGCCACCUCAAAAACCCGUACCUUUUGAUGCCGCUGCUAUUCUUUGUUUCUUCCCCGCCUCCUCUUGUUUCAAGCGGAGUUGACAAGCUCAAUGGUGUCUCGAUGUUUUUCUUCUUCUUCAUCCGCCUCCUCCUCUUCACGUGUUACUGUUGUUGUGGUGCUGGGCUUACUGCUUUCAUGGUCGGAGCGAGCCGGAGCUGGAGGAUUCGAGCCUAUGCUUCGGCUUCCGAGCUUUAGGCGCGGGGCGAGACGGUCGAGGACGAUGAGGGUAGUUUCAGUGAUUAAUCACGGCGCUAAAGGAAAUGGGAUCCAAGAUGAUACAAAGGCCUUUUUGGAUGCUUGGAAACUUGCUUGUUCCUCAAAAGUAGGAGCAAUCCUUAAAAUUCCAGCUGGGAAUGUUUAUUUUCUUAGGCAGACAAACUUUGGUGGCCCUUGCAAAUCUAAAGUGACAAUGUUGCUCAUGGGAACAAUUGUGGCACCCUCAGAUCCUGAUAUCUGGCAACAGGAAAAUGCUCGUAGAUGGCUUUAUUUCCACGGGAUAAAGGAUCUUGAAAUUAGAGGCGAAGGGGUUAUUGAUGGCAUGGGCCAGGAGUGGUGGGCGAGGUCAUGCAAGGUCAAUUCUUCAAAUCCAUGUCGAAGAGCCCCAACAGCAAUUACGUUUCAUCGGAUGAGGCGUCUUUCCUUACAGGAUUUGACUCUGGUGAAUAGUCAAAAGAUCCAUCUCGCUUUCAGUAAUUGCUUUCAAGUUCAAGUUUCUCGGGUGAAAGUGAUUGCACCUGAAAGAAGCCCUAAUACUGAUGGAAUUCACAUCAGUUCAUCUGUUUCUGUUUCAGUCAAGGAUAGCAUCAUUGGAACAGGAGAUGACUGCAUCUCUAUUGUAGGAAACUCUUCUAGCAUCCUAAUAAAGAACAUCGUAUGUGGACCAGGCCAUGGUAUAAGCAUUGGAAGCCUGGGCAAAAAUAAGUCAAAUGACCAACUGCAAAAUGUACUUGUUGAUGAAGCCUAUAUUUCAAACACUGAGAACGGUGUUCGGAUCAAAACCUGGCAGGGGGGUGAGGGCUUUGCUCAAAGCAUAGCGUUUCGCAACAUCUUGAUGAGAAAUGUUUCGAAUCCGAUAAUCAUUGAUCAGUUCUACUGUGAUUCAGCACAACCCUGCCAUAACCAGACAUCAGCAGUGAAAGUUGGUCAGAUUUCAUUCAUUAAUAUCAAAGGAACUUCAGCAACAGAAGAUGCAGUGAAAUUUGCUUGCAGUGAUAGUUUCCCAUGUGAGAAGAUUUUUCUCAAAGAUAUUGAGCUUUCCCUUUAUUCUGGAGGGGAGACAGCUGCUUCUUGUUGGAAGGCAUCAGGUUACAGUUCUGGAGCUGUUCAUCCCCCUUCUUGUCUUUCCAGUGAAGAUUUACUUAUCAAACAAAGUGUUCUAUCUCUGUCUCCCUUAUAUUCCUCUAUAUAUUUAUAUUUAUGGGUAGCAUGUAAUUGA